Molecule: messenger RNA, 1502 nt
Organism: Abrus precatorius (Indian licorice)
Lineage: Eukaryota; Viridiplantae; Streptophyta; Magnoliopsida; Fabales; Fabaceae
Product: malate dehydrogenase-like
Exons: 7
Coding region: 75-1073 (332 amino acids)
Biological process (GO): malate metabolic process; oxaloacetate metabolic process; tricarboxylic acid cycle
Molecular function (GO): L-malate dehydrogenase (NAD+) activity
Source: RefSeq, a predicted model, not a curated record
UUUGGUUCAGUCACACACCCUGUCAGUGAUCAAUCUUCACUCUCAUUCCAUCGUUCUUUCUUGAUACAAAACUCAUGGCCAAAGACCCAGUUCGUGUUCUUGUCACCGGUGCUGCAGGACAAAUCGGGUAUGCUCUUGUCCCUAUGAUUGCUAGGGGAGUGAUGCUGGGCCCUGAUCAGCCUGUGAUCCUCCACAUGCUUGACAUUCCACCUGCGGCGGAGUCGCUGAAUGGCGUUAAAAUGGAGUUGGUGGAUGCUGCAUUCCCUCUUCUCAAAGGUGUUGUUGCUACAACUGAUGCUGUUGAGGCUUGCACUGGGGUCAAUAUUGCUGUAAUGGUUGGGGGGUUCCCUAGAAAAGAAGGUAUGGAGAGGAAAGAUGUGAUGUCGAAAAAUGUCUCUAUUUAUAAAUCCCAGGCUUCUGCUCUUGAAAAGCAUGCUGCUGCAAACUGCAAGGUUCUGGUUGUUGCUAACCCAGCAAACACUAAUGCAUUGAUCUUGAAGGAAUUUGCUCCAUCCAUACCUGAGAAAAACAUUACUUGUUUGACUAGACUAGAUCAUAACAGGGCACUGGGUCAAAUUUCUGAAAGACUGAGCAUUCAAGUUUCUGAUGUAAAAAAUGUUAUAAUUUGGGGCAAUCAUUCAUCAACUCAGUAUCCUGAAGUCAACCAUGCAACUAUUGUAACCCCUGCUGGGGAAAAAUCUGUCCGUGAACUUGUUGCUGAUGAUGCCUGGUUGAAUUCAGAAUUCAUAACUACCGUUCAACAAAGGGGUGCUGCAAUUAUUAAAGCUAGAAAGCUUUCAAGUGCACUAUCUGCUGCUAGUGCUGCCUGUGACCACAUUAGAGAUUGGGUUCUCGGAACUCCUGAGGGAACUUGGGUAUCAAUGGGAGUUUACUCUGAUGGAUCUUACAAUGUGCCAGCUGGACUGAUCUAUUCAUUUCCUGUCACUUGUCACGACGGGGAAUGGAAAAUAGUUCAAGGACUUCCAAUUGAUGAGUUCUCUAGGAAAAAAUUGGAUUUGACAGCAGAAGAGCUUUCUGAGGAGAAGGCUUUGGCUUACUCAUGCCUCUCGUAGAGUGCUUGUUUCUUUCCAAAGUGUCAUUGCAGGUUCCCUUGUUAUAUAUAUUCAAUUUUGAAUAACGCUCCUAAGCUACAGAUAAACCGUUGAUUAAUGGCUUACUUUUUACAUGAGAUACUUGUAAUGUCUAAUCCCUUCUAUGAGGAUAUUUGAGCUUUUAUAUCUUUAUGCAUGAUAAUAUAAAUAGGCCACUGGCUGCGCAUUCAGCGGGGCUAGGCCUAACUUUAGUUGCACAAAUUGCCAUUCCAGGACUUCAUUUUCUUUUUUUGGUGUGUAGUGUUUGCGUUCGUUUUUAAUUUCUGAUGUAUUUGGAAAUGCACGGGUUUGGCUGUAUUUUUUGCUCCUAAAAUUACAUUUCACAAGAGGAAAAAUAUCAUAGUCAAUAUUGAAAGUAAUUAAAUCUUUCGUGACUAUGACACUCUUCUG